UCUCUCUCUCUCUCUCUCUCUCUCUCUCUCCAAAAAUCAUUCUCUGGUAUCUUUCUCUCUCCCCCCAACAAUCGUUAGGUGUUGUCAAGCCGGCGUUUCAGACAAUUGAUGGCCUUUUCAAACUUGUGCAGCUCUUGAAGCUGUCCACAAGUUGGUGUCUAAAGAAUCUCUCAUGCACUUGCCCCAGCCCCAGGAGUUGAUCGACUACAAUGCCAAAUAUAACUGUAACACCCCGUCCCACAUCGGAAGUCUACAUGGAUGAUCUUGGGCAUAUAACAAACCUUGUGGGCUACUACUAGUACCUUGUGCUUGAGCUUUUGGGCCAUGUGGUGUGGCUUGUAGAUCAAAAUUAAGGUAUUGGGCCAGUGGUCUGCUCGGGGCGUUACAGGUGGUAUCAAAGCCAUCCAUGUGCACGACCAUGUGGGCCUUGGAGUUUGGUUUGAUUUGGUUGUUGGUUUGAUUUGUAUUGGUGAUUAUAAUACUCAACCCCUCUCGAGGGCGCGAGGCUAUAAAGUUGGGGAGAUUGUAACACCUCGUCCCACAUCGGAAGUCUACAUAGAUGAUCUUGGGCAUAUAACAAACCUUGUGGGCUACUACUAGUACCUUGUGCUUAAGCUUUUGGGCCAUGUGGUGUGGCUUGUGGAUCAAAAUCAAGGUAUUGGGCCAGUGGCCUGCUCAGGGCGUUACAAUAACCUAGUGAAACCAAACGAAUUUUGAAAGAAUGAACAAAUGUUUCUUGGGGGGUUGGGUUCUAGCUUUACGGCUGUACAGUGGGCGGCUAGAUACAAGAUUUCGUUGGAGAAGGAUUAUCCCUACAGGGGUAUCCACAAGUCGCUCAGUUCCUCACUCAGCAGACGAGUAAUCAAUUGGUACAUUUGCCAGCAAAAUCAAUAUAUGUUCAUUAUGGAUUCUAAAGGUAUAACCUGGGUGGGAAAUGUAUAUCAAAAGUUUGAAGCUAUGUGCUUGGAGCUGGAAGAAGCUGUGUGUCAGGACACAGUUAAAUUUGUUGAAAAUCAGGCGCAGACGGUAGGUUCUAGUGUCAAAAAGUUCUACUCAGAUGUCAUGGAGGAUUUGCUUCUUCCAUCUUCCAUAGAUCCUGUGAAAUUAGCUGCUGCAGAUUUGUCUCUGAACCCAUAUGCUGAUUUUGGGGUCUAUAAGAAGUCAAAAGCCAGCAUCAAGAAAGAUUCUAUAAAGCCAGAUAAGAAAGGUUCCGAGGACUCAAAUGUGAUUUCUGGUCUGAAUACAGAUUAUAGCUCAUCUUUCAGUGGUCUUCACGAUGUCAAUCGUAUGCAGCCACCAUACUCAAUGGGCCCAGUCAAGGGAACGGGGUUGGAGCUGUGUUUGGAACAAAAUGAGCGCAUAGGUGCUUAUAAAAGGAAAUCUAGAAAGUACAAUCAUAUGCCAUCAGAAAUUCCAAGGUCGACCACUCCCAUGUCAAAAGAUACGAGCAAGGUGUCAUUGAAUUGUGGAAAAACAAAGAAUCAUGGAGUAAUGUGUGGCCAGAUUGCUAUGCUAUCCAGCCCAGCUGCAGUUGAUGGUACAGGAUGUCCUUCUAUUGGAGCGAAAUCUCAUACAAAUGUUUCUGGCUCGUCAGCUGUGUCUACAGGAGGUGAUACAAUUGAUACCUCAACACCCAGUAUGAUGUUACCGGUUGAAUCUGCGGCGAAUAAUCAAACAAAGCUGAGAUGUACUACCUUGAACGGUGGGCCUGACUUGUUAGCGGCAGAACUAAAUGGCGCAUGUGCUAAUAGUGGAGUGGUUUCUCCAGUUGGAUCAGGCAUUAGUGAAGAUCGGCAGUACUUUGAAAAAGCUAGUGAUGACCGUUUGUCCCCUGCAGGUGCCUGUAAGUUGGAUGGAAAUGAUUACAGGAAUGUACCAGUGGAGGCGGGGCUUGGAACUUCUAAUGAACAGUUGGACAGGUCAAUGCUAGAGGAAACCUGUGUAUUGGUGGACACACAAGAAAUUUGUCCUGCCACUCAAAGGAAAGAUAAGCCUAGGUCAUACAAGAAAAAGAUUCAGAAGGCUUUCUCUUCAAAGAGGUCAGCAAGGAAGCAGGAGUAUGAGCGGCUUGCAGUGCAACAUGGAGACUUGGAAGUCGAAUCAAACCAAGAAAGUGCAGAAAGUUUGGUGCUUGUAUUUACAAUUGAAGCAGACAUAAAGAAAUUGCCACCUCAUGGCAAUAAUGAAUGUGAUUGGGAGCUUCUCUAGAUGCCAGUAAUCAAGAAGGCCCUACCGCCUAUGUAAGUAAACUUCCACUUAAACCUAAAUGGACAAUGGACGCUAUAAGUUACUCCUUCAGAACAAUGGAAUUGCAGUGGGCAAAAUAGCAAACAACCCACCUUCCUGUGUUUUACCUACUUGCUAAUUUAUAAUUGUCAGUGCCCAUUUAUGUCUCAUGGCUCUGGUUACACACUGCUUUACCUCAUAGAAGGCAACCCUUUCAUAGGUAAUGGUAUUCAUGGUUUUCGUAUAUAAAAAUCCUUUUCUUAUUGC
This is a messenger RNA of Rhododendron vialii, 2493 nucleotides long. RefSeq lists its product as uncharacterized. Lineage: Eukaryota; Viridiplantae; Streptophyta; Magnoliopsida; Ericales; Ericaceae. Bases 730 to 2208 code for a protein of 492 amino acids. The transcript is spliced from 7 exons. The record is from RefSeq and is a predicted model, not a curated record.